Molecule: messenger RNA, 601 nt
Organism: Aegilops tauschii subsp. strangulata
Lineage: Eukaryota; Viridiplantae; Streptophyta; Magnoliopsida; Poales; Poaceae
Source: RefSeq, a predicted model, not a curated record
ACCACUACAUGUGCCAUGUUGAACAAACUACAGUUGCCAUGCAAUGACCAACUGCUACCAUGAUCGCAGGUUGUUACGGUGGAACCACAUCGGCAAACAUCUCAUGGCAAGCUUCACAGUUGCAGGAAAGCGCUAUUGCAGAUAGAGCACAUCAAAUUGGAAUGACAGACCACACAAGAUCGGCACAUGCGGCACAACAAGGACCUUCAACUACAAUUAACAGCGGCGCGGGGACAUCUACUGCGGGGAGCUCUGAGCGCACGGAAGACGCGUUCCACCAGCCAGCCAACACUCAUGCCACAAACAAUGCCGAGUCAGUGUCGGAAAUGGCAAUCGUGCCAGCAAUACCGACAAGCACACAUGUGCACACCAGCACAAGCAACACUCAAGCAGGUGAAACAGCCGCCGAUACUGAAGUGAAUGAUGAAACCGAUGACGAAGCACAUGGGGAUGAAGAUGGUGGGCAAUCAGAAAUCAUGGUACCCCAGCAAUAGUAUCUUGGGCAGAGAUUUGAUUCGUUUGCAGAUGCAAAGGAAUUCUACCAGACAUAUGCAAAGUUCCAUGGGUUUGUGGUCAACACCGAAUACCAUAGGAAAAUUAA